Messenger RNA from Thlaspi arvense, 1590 nucleotides. The record is from the annotation of a GenBank genome assembly. NCBI's taxonomy places the organism in Eukaryota, Viridiplantae, Streptophyta, Magnoliopsida, Brassicales, Brassicaceae.
GAAAAGUCUUCACUUUCUCACCAUAACAAGGGUAAAGUUCUUUUGACCUGUUGAACAAGUCUUUAUCGACCACGUGUCAACCCUCACACAAAUCCCUCGCACGUGCCGGAUCUGUUAUAAAUUAGGAGCGACGGACUUCUAGUCCAUCUCAGUUUUCAAACGCCGAUCUCAAAUCUCUCUCUCUCUCUCGAAUUCGAUCAAUCAUGGUUGAGCCGGCGAAUACCGUUGGGAUUCCGAUGAAUCACACCGCACUGUUGACGGAUGAGCUCGAUAUCGUGAUCCCGACGAUCCGUAACCUCGACUUCCUGGAGAUGUGGAGGCCGUUUCUCCAGCCGUACCAUCUGAUCAUCGUCCAGGACGGAGAUCCGUCGAAGACGAUUGCUGUGCCUGAAGGGUUCGAUUACGAGCUCUACAACAGGAACGACAUCAACCGGAUCCUCGGCCCCAAGGCUUCCUGCAUUUCCUUCAAGGACUCUGCUUGUCGCUGCUUCGGCUACAUGGUCUCCAAGAAGAAGUACAUCUUCACAAUUGACGACGAUUGCUUCGUUGCCAAGGAUCCAUCUGGAAAAGCAGUGAACGCUCUUGAGCAGCACAUCAAGAACCUUCUCUGCCCAUCGUCUCCAUUCUUCUUCAACACCUUGUACGAUCCAUACCGUGAAGGUGCUGAUUUCGUCCGUGGGUACCCUUUCAGUCUCCGUGAGGGUGUUUCCACUGCUGUUUCUCACGGUCUGUGGCUCAACAUCCCUGAUUACGAUGCCCCGACCCAGCUCGUGAAGCCUAAGGAAAGGAACACAAGGUACGUGGAUGCUGUCAUGACCAUCCCAAAGGGAACACUUUUCCCAAUGUGUGGCAUGAACUUGGCCUUUGACCGUGAGCUCAUUGGCCCGGCUAUGUACUUCGGUCUCAUGGGUGAUGGUCAGCCUAUUGGUCGCUACGACGAUAUGUGGGCUGGAUGGUGUGUCAAGGUGAUCUGUGACCAUUUGGGAUUGGGAGUGAAGACGGGUCUGCCCUACAUUUACCACAGCAAAGCGAGCAACCCAUUCGUGAACCUGAAGAAGGAGUACAAGGGAAUAUUCUGGCAGGAGGACAUCAUCCCUUUCUUCCAGAGCGCGAAGCUCUCGAAAGAAGCUGUGACGGUUCAACAGUGCUACAUGGAGCUGUCCAAGAUGGUGAAGGAGAAGCUAAGCGCCAUUGAUCCUUACUUUGACAAGCUUGCGGAUGCUAUGGUCACUUGGAUUGAAGCUUGGGAUGAGCUUAACCCGGCCACUAAAGUUUGAGCAGCACCACCGCAGUUUUGGUUAUUAGCUCAACCUAUCAUCUAUCUUCUUGCUUCCCCCGUUUUGUUUUCUUUUUCUUUUCUCAUUUUCCGGCGAUUCUUCAGUUCGUUUUUUAAGUCGUCGGAGUUUAUUUAAAUAGUGACAUGGUGUAGUUCUAUUUAAGAUGGAGACAAUCUGUUCUUUGAGCUUUUUGCUUUUGUUUCAAUAAUAAAAUCAUUUAUCCCUUUAGUUUUUUGUUAUUUUUGCUUGCUUUGGUUUUCUGUAUAAUACGUUAGAAAGUUCGAAAUCGAUAGAUAGUAAACAAAUUCGAAAA